Molecule: messenger RNA, 1402 nt
Organism: Peromyscus californicus insignis
Lineage: Eukaryota; Metazoa; Chordata; Mammalia; Rodentia; Cricetidae
Gene: C1qtnf5
Product: C1q and TNF related 5
Exons: 3
Coding region: 286-1017 (243 amino acids)
Molecular function (GO): protein binding
Source: RefSeq, a predicted model, not a curated record
CAGGCUCAAGCCUCUCUCCUCCUCCUCCUCCUUUCUCCACACCCCCUACACCCCCACAACUUUGGCCGGCCGCCGGGCGACACCACGAGUUAUUUCCCUGCUAUUUCCCAGCCCCGGAGCUCUUGGCCCCUGAACAACUGGUUUCCUCUAGGAGUUUGGGAGGAGCGCUGUGGAGCCGGCAAGGAGCAACCAGAAGCUGGAAUCAGUCAGCAAGGGCAGGGGCUGCCUGGUUGGGCCCACAGACUACAAGAGGAUCCUGGCGUCUGGACCUCCGGGGUCACCACCAUGAGACCACUUCUUGCCCUGCUGCUUCUGGGGUUGGUGUCAGGCUCUCCUCCACUAGAUGACAACAAGAUCCCCAGCCUGUGUCCCGGGCAGCCCGGCCUUCCAGGCACACCAGGCCACCAUGGCAGCCAAGGCCUGCCUGGCCGCGACGGUCGUGAUGGCCGCGACGGUGCGCCCGGAGCUCCGGGCGAGAAAGGCGAGGGCGGGAGGCCGGGACUGCCUGGGCCGCGUGGGGAGCCCGGGCCGCGUGGAGAGGCAGGUCCCGUGGGGGCUACCGGACCUGCCGGGGAGUGCUCGGUGCCCCCGCGAUCAGCCUUCAGUGCCAAGCGAUCCGAGAGUCGAGUGCCUCCGCCAGCCGACGCACCCCUACCCUUCGACCGCGUGAUGUUGAAUGAGCAGGGACAUUACGAUGCCACUACGGGCAAGUUCACCUGCCAAGUGCCUGGUGUCUACUACUUCGCCGUCCACGCCACUGUCUACCGAGCCAGCUUGCAGUUCGAUCUUGUCAAAAAUGGCGAGUCCAUCGCCUCUUUCUUCCAGUUUUUCGGGGGGUGGCCCAAGCCAGCCUCACUUUCAGGGGGUGCUAUGGUAAGGCUGGAACCUGAGGACCAGGUGUGGGUGCAGGUGGGCGUGGGUGAUUACAUUGGCAUCUAUGCCAGUAUCAAGACCGACAGCACCUUCUCCGGAUUUCUCGUCUAUUCUGACUGGCACAGCUCCCCAGUCUUCGCCUAACGUGUGGUGAACCGGGAGCUGGCACUUGCUCCUAGAGGAGGGUGUGACAUUGAAAGGCGCAUACCAGGAGGGCUGGCCCCCUGGAAUAUUGUGAAUGAUUAGGGAAGAGAGGGAGCCACCCUCCUGUCCCACGGCUGGCAAGGAAUGGAGACAGAGGCUGUCUGAGGUCAAGACAGGCAGCAUGGAACAGUGGCUGGGUUUCUGCCCAGGACUUUAUAGAGUGUGCUGUGCUGGCAACUGUGGGUUCCUGGUUGCCCCCGGUCCGGGAUUUUAAAGUGGGAUGCUCCUUCCUAGUCCUGUGCCCCUCUAGGUCCUUGACUCCAUCUCUCCUGCUCCUAGGGCGGGCCUUUUUCUCAGAGGUCACUCAAUAAAUCUCAAAAACCUC